Molecule: messenger RNA, 531 nt
Organism: Helobdella robusta
Lineage: Eukaryota; Metazoa; Annelida; Clitellata; Rhynchobdellida; Glossiphoniidae
Exons: 5
Coding region: 1-531 (176 amino acids)
Source: RefSeq, a predicted model, not a curated record
AUGGCUUCCAAGAGAAGAUCUUGUAAAAAUAAACCCGACGUAUUUUGCUAUAUCUGCGGUGAAUACACACUUGUUCAUAACAGGAAUCAAAAUCUAACAUACGAAGAAUUGGUUACAACAAAUGAUCAAGAUAAACCAUGGGCACCUCAUAGGACAUGUGCAGAAGGACUAAGAAAUUGGAGCAGAGGUUUGAAAACUUUUCUAAGUUUUGGAAUUCCAAUGAUUUGGCGUGAACCCAAAAAUCACACAGACGAGUUGUUACUUCUGCAUGUAUUGAGACCAGUACCUCAUGGGGAUGACAUACCUGUUCCGAUACCAAUCGACAUAGCAAAAGUUUUGCCAGAUGAUGAAUCAAGUUAUGACGAUGUUGAAACUGAUAAAGACACUUUUCUACUUAGCAAUUCAGAUUCUAGAAUUACUGGAAUCACGUUUAAAGGUAUAAAAAAUAUUAAAUUCCCUAAGUUGGUUGAACCAAAUAGAAUGCUCCUGCCUCCUCUUCAUAUUAAACUUAGAUUGAUGAAGCAGUUGUGA